This is a messenger RNA of Ectocarpus siliculosus, 3321 nucleotides long. The record is from the annotation of a GenBank genome assembly. NCBI's taxonomy places the organism in Eukaryota, Phaeophyceae, Ectocarpales, Ectocarpaceae.
AUGUUGAGCAUCGCCAGCGGCCUUCUGGUGGCCGCCCUCCUGUCGAGGACGGCUCAGGCGGGGAACUGGUUGAGAACGUCGCCGCGCGGGAACGCCCUGCCUGACGGUGAACCGCCGGCAUCCUUCGACCGCAGGGAAAACGUAGUAUUCCCCGCGGGCGUGUCGAGCGAGCGGGACGUGCGCCCGGCCUUGCUGCAAACCAACAAGUUCUACUCGAACUUCCUGCUCGACGGCCCCGCCCGCGCGGCGUGGACUCUGCCGUACAUCGUGUCCGUGAACGAUGACCACCCGUUCGGGAUGAGCGUGGCAUAUCCCAAGUUUUUCGAGGGGGAGAGGUCGGAGGAUGACCGCCUCGAGUGGUACGCUACUACCACAACCAAGGACAUCGUCCUAAGCGCUGUGGAGUUGCACACCAACCAAGAGGCGACUUUGACCGACUUCGACGACCAGGGGUUUACCGCAUUCGUCAGUUUUUCUUCUGCUAUGGUGGAUGGAAGCAUGAAGACGUGGCUCGUGCGAGGAAUGGCAUACGCUACGGUGAUGUACGACGAUUUCACCCCUGAGGUGUCGAGCAUUCACGCCAUCCUCUCGGUUAACGGAAACGCAGUCGCGGACCAGACCCACACAUCAAGUGACGGUCGGUUCGUGCUCGAGCUCAAUGACCUCACCACUUGGAUCCUCUACUCGAGCGACACUUCGCUGGAGCUGGAGUACGAGCCUGCUGUGGACGACACGCCUAGCGUGCUGAAAGCAACUCUGCCUAUGUCGGGCACCCUGAGAGUGACGCGGGUCCCGUAUGAGGAGACCCACUCUCAGUACGACGAUGCGGUGUCUCUCUUGGACCAGUACUCCGGAUCAUAUCCAACCAAGGCCGAGCUCACGACGUGGAUGCACAAGACCAACACGGACAGAGGGAGGUACCGCAUCGAUUGGACGACCGCUGGCGACGGAUCAGGACUUCUCCACUAUGGCCUUCCCCAUCACCAGAGCAAGGUUCGCAGCAGCACGGCCGAGAGGACGGGGAUCUAUCUCGCCAGCCCGACAAAGGGAGACAUGGAGCUAUUCACUGGCACGGUUUGGAUUGUCGCGGAGAACGAACUGCCCGAGUUCGAGUGGAUCCCGAGCAUGUCUGGCAUCACCGACUCUUUGCAGAUGGCAUGGAUUACUUACUACCUGGAAGCCGAGAUUGCCGUUCCUCUGAACAAAGAAGAAGUGGCUGGCGGAAGCGUGUACUUUGGUGCCAAGUACCUGAUGGCCUACAGUCAACUAUGCCUGGUGGCCGCAGAGCUCGGGAGGGACGACCUGGUGGAGACAUGUUUGGACCAGGUGGAACAGAACUUCGACGAGUACCUGCAGCACACCAACGGAAACGCUCUUGUCUACGACACGGUCUGGGGUGGUGUUAUCGGAGAGCAAGGGCUGGAAGAAGAGAACGGUGCAGCGGAUUUCUACGCGUCCUACUACAACGACCACCACUUCCACUACUCCUACGUGAUAAACGUCGCCGCUGUCUUGGCCUACCUUCGUCCGAGCUGGAUCGACAACACGAAGGUCGCUUGGGUCAACACCUUGAUCCGUGACGUCAACAGCCCCGACCAGUCCGACGCGUACUUCCCUCAGUUCCGUUCGUUCGACUGGUUCAGCGGGCACAGCUGGGCCAGAGGGCUCCUCUUUGCCUACGACGGGAAGGAUCAGGAAUCGACAUCCGAAGAUGUCAACUUCUACUACGCUAUGACCAUGUGGGGAAACGCUACGGGCAACGCCUUCAUCGAGGGGCUGGGCCGGCUGCAGACGGGCGUCGUGAGGAGGUCUAUCAAUGAGUACUUCCUCCUGAAAGACAGCAACCAAAACCACCCUGACGACUUCGUCAAGAACAAGGUGACAGGGAUCUUCUUUGAAAGCAAAGUGGACUACACGACGUGGUUCGGUGACAAUGUGGAAUACAUCCAUGGGAUUCAGAACAUCCCUGUGACGGCGAUCACAGAGUUUGUUCGUGACGCCCAGUUCUGCCAGGAAGAGUGGGAUCAGAGACUGGAGUCUGUGGUGGAGAGCGCGGAGGGCACGUGGAACACGGUCUUGUACAUGAGCUAUGCCACCAUCCAGAAGAACGAGGCGUUCGAGAAAAUGCUCACGAGCGGGACUGACUCCGGUCUCAAGCGGGCUUGGGCGCUCUACUGGGCUGCCACGAGGCCUGCAUGCUCCACCUACUGCUCCCACGACGAGGUGGACCUUGCCGAACCUCCGAUCCCAACACCUGCUCCGGUCGUUCCAACCGGCGCCUUCGACGGCGUCCCUGCUACCAUCCCGGGCAGAAUAGAGGGGGAGGAAUUCGACUACGGAGGGGAAGGUGUUGGAUACUCGGACACGGAUGCAGGCAACAACGGAGGACAAUUCCGUCCGAGUGAAAAUGUGGACAUCUCGAUCAAUGGGGACGGGUACAACGUCGGGUGGAUGAGGAGCGGCGAGUACUUGCGGUACACGAUCGACGUCACGGAGGAUAUCUCGGACUUGGGCUUCAGUUUCUCCGUGUCUAGCCCGUACACCAACAUCGACGAGCGUGGCACCUUUCGUGUCGUGACGGGGGGGGGUGGUUGCGACGACGAUGAUGCGACGGACCUUAGCGGGCUGGUUACCGCGCCGUACACGGGAGCGUGGGGAAGCUACGAAACCGUGGAAGCGAAUGGAGGUCAAUCCCUCGCCACCGGACAGACCGAAAUCUGGCUAUGCGUCGUCAGCGCUGGUUUCAACCUCGACUACUUCGACAUGGGGGCAGAGGUUUUGCUGUUCCCCGACAUUUCGGAAGAUCCAUCGUCUGUUGUAUCGGCCCAAACGCUUCCGCCAACAUCGUCACUGGCGGCAGGGAACACGGGAAUGGCCCCAACGACAUCCCCAACACCGACUCCAUCCGCCGAGGAGGACGCACCAGUCACAGCGGUUCCUACUUCAACUGGAUCGGUUGCGGAGGAUACAGAAUUGGCCCAAUCGACAUCCCCAACACCGACUCUAUCGGCCGAGGAGGACGCCGCCGUCACAUCGGUUCCCACUUCAACUGGGUCGGUGGAGGAGGAUGCAGGAUUGGCCCAAACGACAUCCCCAACACCAUCUCCUGCCAACGAGGAAGACGUAGAAGUGGCCGUCACAGCGGUUCCCAUUUCAACUGGGUCGGUGGCGGAGGAUACCGUGGUGGUCGACAGCACACAAUCCCCCACACCCACCGCGUCGACGACGGUUGUGCCGGAAAAAGCAUCGUCCCCAACACAAUCCCCAACAUCGGCUCCAACCACGCCAGCUAGCGAAACGGUAUCAGAGGAUUCAGAAUAA